GUCAGAUAAAUUCUGUUUAAAGAAAUUAAGACUGAAUCCAAAAUGAAUUUAAAAUUUCUGGAGAAUUUAAUUCUGUAGUGACAAUGUUGUGUAAUAUAUCAGGGGAGCCUGUUUCAAAAUGUAUUUAGUGGCUGAAUUGCUCGACCUAUGUUGGUGUAUGGGCUCCACAAAGAUUGAUUCGUUUUCGGUUACAACACUUUAGACGGUAUCGUCGCUCACCAUGAAAACGAAGCAACUCGUCCUUAGUUUGCUCCCUUUUAAAGUACUUUUCAAUUUAGUGCAACCAAUAAGAUGGGAUAUUUCAUCGUCUAUUUUAAUUGGACAACAAGUGACACAGAGAGUGAGGGGAAAGGGGUAGAAAAUAACAGUUAGAAAAAAUUAUUACCGUGGACCAAAUGUAUUUCAGGCUGAUCAGGUCUACUGGGGGAUUAUCCGAGGUGCCUCCUACUUUUAUCAAAUCAAAUCAUGAUAAUGCUGGUCACUGUAACACAACCAGUAGUUUGAUUAAUGUUGUUACAAUCCCUUCAACUUGUAUGACAAAUUUGUCUACAUCAGUUAUUGUUACCAGUCAAUCAACCACAAUAUCUAGUCCUAUGACUAGUCGUAGUUCACGAAGUAAUACGUGUUCCGAAUGUCCCUGCAAAGAGUCGAUUUCGCAUCGUCCACAUCAUUACAUGUCUGGUGCCCAUUUUUCUCAAAAUUCUCAUCAUUAUCAUCAUGUUGCACAUAGAGAAAAUUAUACCUCUCAUGGUGUUCCUACUAGUAUUACCAAUUCUUUCACGAAUGGAGGUGGUGGUAGUGGAGGAGGAGGCAGUGGCGGCGGUAAUUCAUCUCAUGGGAACGGUUCAAAUCAUCAGUAUUCUUCAUCUCAGUUUACUUCCCACUAUCAUCAUCACAACGCACCAUCUUCCCAGCAGAAUAUGAAACAUGUAUCACACUGCAGUAAAAUGAAGCCAGGGAUGAGUAAAAAUUUGCAAGAUUUUAUGAUUAGUCAAUGGGAACAGUUUCGCGAGCGUCUGUUAAACUCGAAUGCUGAUAAUGGAAAAUCAUAUUGUACCGAAGCAGUAACAGCCACAACCAUGUCAACGACAAAUACUACCAGUAAAUUCACUUUUGGUGAUGUCAAUAAUAACAACACUCAUAAUACUUCUUCUAGUGAUAUAAUCCCAUCAAGAACUACUAUAUCCAGUUCUAUUUCAAGUCAUGGUGUUACCACUUCAGUGGUUGAGUUCAGUGUCAAUCGUAGGGCAAAUGAUUCAACUGUCAUAGCUAAUAGUGAAACCUCGUAUGGAGCGGUUAACAAUAAUAAUGGUUGUGGCGCUGGUAGCAGCAACAGUUGUAGUGGUUAUCUUAGGCGUAAACAGAACAGUGGGUAUGGUAAUAAUCAAAUGGGGAAAUCCAUGAAUUCAGGUUCAGUGUCUUGGAAAAGGGGUCAGAUUGCGGUCAGAAAAAACUCUUCCCCAGGUAAUUUCAGCAACAGAGGUCCUGGAAAUUAUGUCAGUAACCGGAAUUCUAUCCCUACUGUGUUUGCAUCAAUCAGCCCGCCUCUUGUUACAUGUAUUCUAUCUCCUACAACUACAUUGUCCUCAGUUUCUGAGUCAAUUAACACUAUGGCUGGAAUGAAUCAAAAUGACAGAAAAAUUGUUAGUGCAGUAGACACAAAAAUGCCGUCAGCAUCUGUUCAAUCCUCUCCGAUAGUCGUGUCUGUUAAACCUACUACAUCAGAAAGCUGUUGUUUACUCGAAAGAGAUUCUCCUAUUAUUCGUCCUACUGUUAAUUCAGUUACUUAUGUCAGUGAUUUCACUCCAACCGUGAUUAUUUCAACCAAGGCAGUGAAACUGAAAGAAAAUUCAAAGACCGCAGAUAGAGUAUCAGAUAUGAUAAUUAAUUCUGAAUCUGUAGAAAAGCUUGCGGUAUUAAAUGUACUCUCCACUAAUGAUAGAAUAACUGAUGAUCAAUGUAUAGCACCGUCUUUACAGAUAAAAGAUACUGAUGUGGAUUUAUUAACCGAUGAAAAGUUGCCCAGCUAUCAAAUAACAAGUGAGCGUUUACUGUCCACAGUAUCAUUACUAACUGAAGUAGAGAAUUUGGCGAAAUCGGCUAGUCAAGAUGAUGAAACUGGACGUUCGAUUAAUGGUGCGAAGGUUGAAGAAGGUGAAUGUUUUUGGACGCCUGAUCCUCCAGCCUCUCCUGAAAAUAGUACUGCUCUACAGCAUGGAAAUUAUUCCAGUAGCUAUCAUUCAACCAAUUUAUCUACAAGUCCUCAGUUAUCUGUUUCCCUGCCAAAUUCAGAAGAUCUCCAAACUACUGUCUAUCAUCCACCACUUGAAAUACAAUCAGAACGAACUUCAUUACCUGAUAUUUACAGAUGUAAUAAGCUUACAGAUUCUGUUAUGAUUUGUUCAUCUAGUAGUAGAUUAGAAAGUUUAAAUGAUGUUGACUAAACGUUUUCCAGGUCAUCUCUUAUCUUUUGAAUAUUUAUAUUGUUAUCUUUCUUGCCAUUACUGUUACAACGCUUACUAAUCUUAGAUUCAUGUAACCGGUGGGUUUCGCUAUGCAACCUGUCCUGGAUUUCACUUUACUUUCAUAUUUUUCUGCCUCUUUAUUCUCACCCCUAUUCGAUGAGCACGUGCUACUUCUAGUCUUUUCUAUCUACUUAUACAGAAAUUUAUACAUAUAGGCUUAUAAACUAUAUAACAUAUUACCUUAUUGAUUGUAUAGUAUAUAUUACUAGGCAUCUUUAAUCGUUGCUCACGUUUUUAUCCGAUCGAAUUAUUUAACGGUCACUAAUUCUACUUUUGUUUUUUAGCUACUUAUAUUAUUUCUUAGUAUAAUAUUCGUCUUUUGUUUCAUUUUUUGAUUUUUCAUUAUUUUUCCUAAUUUUAAUAAAAUACCUUUUUUUGUUUGAAUUAAAUAAAUAAAUGAUAAUAAAAAGUUUUAGUAGUUAAUAACAGUAUGAUUAGUACUUAUUAUUGUUAUCUGUUUUGAAUUUAGGCAUUUUUGGCGCUUUCGAACCUGUCUCGCAAUUUCCAGGUGAUUUAUUCUUCUUAAUUAAUUUUUUGAAUGAAAAGCUGUCCCGUUGGUGUUGUUAUCUUUGUCCUGCUACUACUUGUAAUAGUGUUAUUUCGCCUGUAAUGUAGUUUUUAUUUCACUGCGAAGUUUAUUUAUAUUUAUAUAAUAUACCAUUUUCAUGUAUAUU
Messenger RNA from Heterobilharzia americana, 3199 nucleotides. NCBI's taxonomy places the organism in Eukaryota, Metazoa, Platyhelminthes, Trematoda, Strigeidida, Schistosomatidae. The record is from the annotation of a GenBank genome assembly.